AAUCCUGCUGUUCCUCAGCUUCGUCCUGACUAGAUCCUGAAGAUAUUGGAGCACGAUUAAUGAUCAAUUUUAGGGGAUCUUUUUUCCCUCUCUCUCUCUCUCUCGUCUGUGCUUCUGCUUAUGUGUGUGAGAGAGACAGAGACCAAGGCUGAACCAUUUUUUUCCCCCAAAUCCAUUUGAAGAGGAAACUUUUUGUUGCUUGCUUUAUUUUUGUGCGCUGUGCAUAUCUUGAUGGUUCUUGGUACUGGAGCCCAUCACUGUUUUUGCUUUGGUCAAAAGAAGACUUUAUUUUCCCCCUCCAAAAGUGACAGUUAUUUAAUGCCAAGCAAACCAGCCGGAGAGAAGCUGCACAAUGGAGGAAGUUGACUAGGGAGAGAGAAGGAGAAAGGACUGGGGGAAGUCGCCUUACACGCGGAAGAUGAGUUUAGUUGGAGGAUUCCCUCAUCAUCCAGUGGUACACGAUGGUUAUCCUUUCGCCGCUGCGGCCGCCGCUGCAGCCGCUAGUCGCUGUCACGAAGAGAGCCCGUACUUCCACGGCUGGCUCAUCAGUCACGCCGAGAUGUCUCCCCCCGACUACACAAUGGCGCCGUCCUACAGCCCCGAGUACGCCAACGGCGGCGCGGGGCUCGACCACUCGACGUACGGGGGUGUCUCGGCGGCGGCGGCUGCGGCGGCUGUGGUGGGAGGGCGGCCGACCAAGCGCAGAGGAACGGCCAACCGCAAGGAGAGGCGCAGGACUCAGAGCAUCAACAGCGCCUUCGCCGAGCUCCGCGAGUGUAUCCCCAACGUGCCGGCCGAUACCAAACUCUCCAAGAUCAAGACCCUGCGCUUGGCCACCAGCUACAUUGCCUACCUCAUGGACCUCUUGGCUAAAGAUGACCAGAAUGGGGAGACAGAGGCCUUCAAAGCGGAAAUCAAGAAGGUGGAUGUAAAGGAGGAGAAAAGGAAGCGGGAACUGAAUGAGGUUCUGAAGAAUACAGUCAGCAGCAGUGACAAAAAGACUAAGGGAAGAACCGGCUGGCCACAACACGUCUGGGCUCUGGAGCUCAAACAGUGAAAGUUUGAACGUGAACUUUGGAAGAUGGGGGUAGACGAGACUUUCCAGAGAUUGUUCCUUCCCCGUCACCCCACCCCAAAAAGAAGCGGAAAACCAGCCCCGUCGCCCAAACUUUCGCACGUCGACAGGAGCUCUCUGUUGAUCCGAAUCAACUCUUUUAUUUAUGUGCAAUUUAUCCCAAUCCAGAGAGAGCGGGAGAGAACGGCUCGGUGGAUGGGGGAGAAAACAUUUCACAUUCGGAACAGAAAAGCCGAGUGGGUAAGGGGCUGUAUUGUUUCAUAGUAGAUGUGAAUGGUUUUUGCCUUUUUUUAAAGUGUUGAAAAAUAUAGCACGCACAGACACACACAAUCUUGAUAAAGAAUUAUGUAUGUGAAGUGUAUCUUUGGGAGUGCCUUGUACAUCUUUGUUGGAUAUAAAUAUUCAAGGUCCCCCCCCCCCCCCCCCUCCCCCCGACGUUAUAUUGGAACGAAGAGUAGCAGUGCCAAAGUGCAGUUUGCUCAUAUUAGUGUGCAGUAUAUAGCAUUGUGUUG
Hemiscyllium ocellatum (epaulette shark) is the source of this 1587-nucleotide messenger RNA. RefSeq names its product heart and neural crest derivatives expressed 2 (gene hand2). Lineage: Eukaryota; Metazoa; Chordata; Chondrichthyes; Orectolobiformes; Hemiscylliidae. The record is from RefSeq and is a predicted model, not a curated record. The coding region runs from base 419 to 1057 and encodes 212 amino acids. Gene Ontology annotation, biological process: regulation of transcription by RNA polymerase II; heart development. Gene Ontology annotation, molecular function: protein dimerization activity; RNA polymerase II transcription regulatory region sequence-specific DNA binding; DNA-binding transcription factor activity, RNA polymerase II-specific. The transcript has 3 exons.